Plectropomus leopardus (leopard coralgrouper) is the source of this 2302-nucleotide messenger RNA. RefSeq names its product zinc finger protein 143b (gene znf143b). Gene Ontology annotation, cellular component: chromatin; transcription regulator complex; PcG protein complex. Gene Ontology annotation, biological process: smoothened signaling pathway; regulation of transcription by RNA polymerase II. Gene Ontology annotation, molecular function: RNA polymerase II cis-regulatory region sequence-specific DNA binding; DNA-binding transcription factor activity, RNA polymerase II-specific. The record is from RefSeq and is a predicted model, not a curated record. Lineage: Eukaryota; Metazoa; Chordata; Actinopteri; Perciformes; Serranidae.
GGGAGCAUCGGCCGGAGGAUUCCACUGUCAUACAUGUUCCUGGUGUGUGGACACGGCGGAGCGUUUCCUGCACUGGUGCAUGGUGGUCGAACAGGAGGAAUUGUUGGAAAUUUUCAGAGCAGCUAAAGCAUGCUCUUGGCCCAGAUAAACCGGGACUCGCAGGGAAUGGCAGAGUUUCACGAUGCAGACGGGCAGCCGGUCACCCUCUGUCUGACAGAGGCUGUGACUGUGGCAGAUGGUGAUCAGAUGGAGAGCAUGGACACAGUGAGCCUGCAGGCUGUAACCCUUGCAGAUGGAUCCACUGCAUACAUCCAGCACGACUCCAAAGCUUCCUUUUCAGAUGGACAGAUUAUGGACGGCCAGGUGAUCCAGCUGGAGGACGGCUCUGCUGCUUACGUUCAGCAUGUGUCAGUGCCUAAAGGAGGAGGGGACAGUUUACAGCUUGAAGAUGGUCAAGCAGUUCAGCUUGAAGAUGGAACAACAGCCUACAUUCACACACCCAAAGAUGCAUACGACCAGAGCGGCUUGCAGGAGGUGCAGCUGGAGGACGGCAGCACUGCCUACAUCCAGCACACAGUGCACAUGCCCCAGUCCAACACCAUCCUGGCCAUCCAGGCUGAUGGCACCAUCGCAGACCUGCAGACUGAGGCCGCAGCCAUAGACCCCGAGACCAUCAGUGUGCUGGAACAGUACACCACCAAGGUGGAGAAUAUAGAAAAUCCCCUGGGGUCCUUUGGCAGAGUGGAAGCAGACACUGGCGUCCACAUGCGGAUUGUGUUACAGGGUCAAGACAACAGGCCUGGGAGAGGCUCUAAUGUAGGAGAGAAGUCUUUCCGCUGUGAAUACGAUGGCUGUGGAAAACUUUACACCACUGCCCACCAUCUCAAGGUACACGAACGCUCCCACACCGGAGACAAACCAUACGUCUGUGACUAUAUCGGCUGUUUGAAGAAAUUUGCAACAGGGUAUGGACUGAAGAGUCACUCACGCACACACACAGGGGAGAAGCCAUAUCGAUGUCAAGAGCUGAACUGCUGCAAGUCCUUCAAAACCUCUGGAGACCUUCAGAAGCACACAAGGACUCAUACAGGAGAGAAGCCUUUCAAAUGUCCAGUCGAAGGCUGCGGCAGGUCCUUUACCACCUCCAACAUCCGCAAAGUUCACAUCCGAACACACACCGGGGAGCGGCCGUACUACUGCUCUGAGCCAACCUGUGGACGGUCAUUUGCCAGUGCCACCAACUACAAGAAUCAUAUGAGGAUACACACUGGAGAGAAACCAUAUGUGUGCACAGUGCCUGGCUGUGAAAAGCGCUUCACAGAAUACUCCAGCCUUUACAAACACCAUGUGGUUCAUACACCCUGCAAACCUUACAUCUGCAACCAUUGUGGGAAAACCUACAAGCAGAUCUCAACGCUCGCCAUGCACAAACGCACAGCGCACAACGAUACAGAACCCAUUGAAGAGGAACAGGAGGCCUACUUUGAACCCCCAACAGAUGCUAUUGAUGAUCCCAACGUCAGCUACACAGCAGCGGUGGUUGAGGCAGAAGACUCUGGUUCGGAGCAGGUUCCUGUGGAGACCUCAGACAUGAUUUGUCAGCAGCAUGUUGCCUUGGUAACGCAGGAGGAUGGUACACAACAGCAGGUCAGUAUCUCUGAAGCAGACUUGCAAGCAAUGGGUGGCACAAUCACCAUGGUAACCCAAGAAGGCACAACAAUAACUAUCCCAGCCCACGAAUUGGCAACGCAAGGUGCUCACUCAGUUACUAUGGUAACAACAGACGGCUCAGAUGAACAGGUGGCCAUCAUGACACCCGACAUGGCCACGUUUCAAACUGUGGAGGAGGCAGGCUACAGCCAAGAGCAGGACAGCAUUCAUCCUGUUACAUUACUGGCCACCUCCAACGGCACUCACAUCGCUGUGCAGCUCAGUGAUCAGCCGUCGCUGGAGGAAGCCAUCAGAAUAGCAUCAAGAAUACAGCAAGGGGAGUCGCCGGGUCUGGAUGAUUGAUGGACUAAUUAUGGACAAUGAUUUAGGAUCAAUACCAUCUCAUUUGGACUACAUCAACAAGAGAAAUCACAGGUCUUCCUCCAUGUUUAUCUGUUUUGUUUCUUUUUCACAAAAGGAUUUAGCUUUUACGUGUAAAUAGGAUUUUGAUAACUGGAGCUCUGCUAUGCUAUUUUGUCCCUCGACCUAAUAGAUGGGAGAGGGUAAAAUGCUUUCUAAUGUUUAUGGUGCACAGUGCACAGUGCAGUGUACAGCUAAUGCUAUUUCUAAUAAAAGAAAAAGUGUGUGAUUA